ACCUUGUCGAACUCAAUUCUAUCGCGCAGAUCAGCAACCAGCACCACAUCAUCGCGCGCAUCAUCACCGAUCAAGCGUGAACGAGGGAUGCGUUACGCUGAUGACCUCCCUCUGCUUCGAAGGUCGCUAAAGGAUCCACGAUUGCCUGCACGCCUCGGGCCGCUGUUGAAGGAUGUACGAGCCGUAUCGACGAAGAAACAUAUCAUGCUAUUGGCCUUAAAAGAGGAGAUCGAGGCUCUUUACUCGCCAUUCGAAGCUAUCAGCGACGACAUGUUCUUUGGUGGUGAGGACGACGAGGACGAAAGCGAGGAUGGCCACAACCAAUCCAAGGUUGUCAAAGUUAAUGACGAUCAUGUCAAGCGUCAUCGAGAUCGGUUAUGGCAAUUGGGGCGUAUCUGCGACGGUACAGAGGAGUGCAGCGAUCCGAGCCGGCAGACGUUCGAGGUUGAGUGGAACGACGUGGUGCACUCGCCUAUGCUCCGGCUCGCCUGUCGCCAACAAUCGUCACUGCGCUGUCGGAACCUGACGUCGGUGCAAGUUGACGGCCGCUACGGCGAUGCCGCGAGAACGGUUAGAAGGGGCGGUGGCGGAGCAGCGACAGCAACUCUAUGCGACUGUCGCAUUGACUUCGGGAUCUUCCUCGCGCCACCCGAGAAGUCAGACCUGCAGUAUCGUAUCUUCGAUCUGAUGUCGCGCGAUGUCGAUCAGGUUCGGCAGCUCAACCACCUCAAUGCCUUCGAGCCGGACUGGCCCCUUGCCGUUAGUGUCGAGACUAAGCGUCUCGCUCCUGGUGUUGAAAAGGCUUCAGGUCAAUUGGCUAGCUAUGGUCGGGCCCAGCUACGCUUGAUGCAGCAGUUUCCAGAUCCGCAGCUCAAAGUCGUCAGCGCGCAGUGGGAGUUGAGUUUCAUCGUCCGUGAAGGUCCCAAUGCAGUAGCAUAUGGUCCCUUUGGCUUGGGAAACACGGCCUCACUUUCGGGGUGUUAUCAGGUCUUCAAAUCCCCGUGCAUCUUAUUUAGGUGGGCGGAGCGCGAGUGCUACGAUUGGUGGUUGAGACAUAUCUCGGUUACAUGAUUGAAUAAUGCUAUUUGGAUCCUCGCACGUACAAUGAACGACUUGUGAUUUUGCCAACA
Molecule: messenger RNA, 1130 nt
Organism: Microdochium trichocladiopsis
Lineage: Eukaryota; Fungi; Ascomycota; Sordariomycetes; Xylariales; Microdochiaceae
Exons: 2
Source: RefSeq, a predicted model, not a curated record